AAGAAAGAAAAGGAUCAUAAUGAGAUUCAUCGUCAAACGUCAAGUAAUAUGAGAACUGUUGCGGUGGUUCUCUUCUCCUUCACAAACUGGUUGCUGUGCUUUUCUCAGCUCCAUUUGGCUCUUGAUACUUUAAAGCCUGGAGAAAAGGUUACAGGCAAUGAAACCCUUGUUUCAAAUGGAGGCAAAUUCGAACUGGGUUUCUUUUCCCCUCGACAAGAUGCAAGCAAGUACUUGGGAAUAUGGUACCACGGGUUACAGCCACGAACAGUGGUAUGGGUUGCAAACGGAGACCACCCAGUUCCAGACUCCACUGCAUUUUUUCAAAUUGCAGACGAUGGAAAUCUAAUAGUAUCAGACAUCAACGGAAAAAGCUACUGGUCUUCGGGACUAAAAGUAUCUUCGUCCUUAAAUCGUACAGUGAAAGUCAUGGCUUCAGGAAACCUGGUACUGUUAGAUAACCAGGUGAGUAUAAAUAAUCUCUGGCAGAGCUUUGAACAUCCAACCGACACAUUUCUACCAUUCAUGAAAAUGAAUAAAAACAUAAAGUUGACAUCCUGGAGAAGGUUUGAUGACCCAGCAUCGGGGAAAUUCAGCUUUCAGCUUGCUCAAACAGGGGACAACAGCUAUAUCAUUUGGAAAGACCGAGUCUAACUUCAGUGGCAAACUUCUGACGCAAUGCCCUCGACAAUAUCGAACUUGCUGACCAACUUCACUUUCAGGCAGAGCCCGCAGUUGAAGAAUAACUUCUCGAGGCUGCCUAAGUUGAAUAAUAACGUCAUGAAUUAUACGAAACUGGAAGCCGCAUAUAAUCUUACGAGGCUAGUCAUGAAUUACACAGGGAAGAUCGAAUUUCAGAGGUACGAUAUUACGUUUGGAACUGGAUGGUCUGUGGGAUAUGGUGAACCAUCUGGACCGUGUAAGAUACACGACGCUUGCGGGACCUUUAGUAGCUGCAAUGAUCAGAAUCUCCCUCCUUGCAAGUGUUUGCCCGGAUUUCAUCCCAAGUCACUGCCGGAUAAUUCCUCUGGAGAACGGUUUAACGGGUGUUUCGGGAAAACAGCAUCGUGCGAAAGAAAAGACAUUGCGUUCUUAAACUUAACGAACGUUGAAAUUGGAAGCUCGGACACGCCAGUUGAUGUAGAAAGCGAAGAAGAAUGCCAAUCUAAAUGCCUCAACAAGUGCCCUCAAUGCCAGGCUUAUUCAUAUAAUACUAAAAUGUCGGAUCGGAAUCCUCCGGCUUGUUUGAUCUGGACUCGGAACUUACCCACUCUCAAAGAACAUUCCCCUCAAAGUGGCAUUUCUCUUUCUGUCCGGUUACUGAUUUCAGACAUAGCAUCAAAUGCCAGGACCUGUGAACCUUGCGGCACAACAGUAGUUCCAUAUCCACUAAGCACAGGGCCAAAUUGUGGAGAUCCUUUGUCCUUCGAGCUAAACUGUGACAAUUCAACAGGCGAGGUUAGCUUCACGAUGCCUGGACUUGGACCAAAUCGUGUGGCUAAAAUAAAUUCAGAUGAACGGAAGUUGAUUAUCCAAAUUCAAGGUCCAUACAUCUGUGAUGAUAAAGAGAACCAAAGAGUUCAGCUUGAUUCACCGUUUAGUGUAACCAACUGGUGCUUUGGUCAAGAUAAAAUUGAGGUUAGUUGGCUUGCACCAUUAGAACCUCUCUGUCAUAACUCCUCAGACUGCAACGAUUGGCCACAUUCAACCUGCAAUAGUGAUUCAAAAGAUGGAAAACGAAGGUGCAUUUGUAAUAAAAACUAUUACUGGAACAACUCAACUCUAAAUUGCACCACCAUGUCACAAGAGUCGUCUGGAAGAAAAAAACCACUCACUCUAAUUCUUGUAGUAACUAUAUUAACUGUGGCUUUCGUGGCAUGCAUGGUUGUUUUUGCCUAUCUAUGGAAAAGGAAAAUGGCCCAUAAGGAAGACAGGGGAAGAGUUCGGAGAAUCCGAGGGAUGUAUGACAGCGAAAGAGAAGUGAAAGAUUUGAUAGACUUGGAAGAACUAGAAAGAGAUAAUGAAGGCAUUGAGGUACCAUAUUAUGAUUUUGAAACUAUACUGACAGCAACGGAUAACUUUCCAGAUGCUAACAGGCUUGGGCGGGGAGGUUAUGGCCCUGUUUAUAAGGGUAUAUUGCCAGGGGAGCACUAUAUUGCAGUAAAGAGGCUUUCAAAUGUUUCGUCACAAGGUUUGAAGGAAUUCAAGAAUGAGGUUGUUUUGAUAUCCAAACUACAGCAUCGAAACCUUGUCAGACUUCGAGGCUAUUGCAUUACUAAAGAUGAUAAAAUCUUAGUUUAUGAAUACUUGCCAAACAAGAGCUUGGACACAUUUUUGUUCUGUCAGUUUUUAGAUGCAUUAAUUAAUUUUUAAUUGUGAUUGGAUAUGGGGUUGCUGUAGGGUCCAGUAAUAUUCUAUGCUCAUCUGAGGAUAGCAUUAUACUUAUCUUUAAUAUAAAACAUCUAAAUUAGAUUUACAGCAUUGAUAUUAUAUUCCCUCCACUCUUAUAUAUAAGCUUCACUUUUAAAUAAGGAUCUGGUCCAAAAUAUAAACUUCAUUUUUGAGUUUGUUUAAGUAUUUAUUACUUUUUUUUUUCCUAUUUUACCCUUAGUUGACUAUAUUUAGUACUCCUUUUCUCUCAUUAAUAUUACCUCCAUAUAUUAUCUUUCAUUAUUUUUUUCAUU
This is a messenger RNA of Neltuma alba, 2681 nucleotides long. RefSeq names its product G-type lectin S-receptor-like serine/threonine-protein kinase At4g03230. Gene Ontology annotation, biological process: protein phosphorylation; recognition of pollen. The record is from RefSeq and is a predicted model, not a curated record. Bases 676 to 2370 code for a protein of 564 amino acids. Lineage: Eukaryota; Viridiplantae; Streptophyta; Magnoliopsida; Fabales; Fabaceae. The transcript is spliced from 4 exons. Gene Ontology annotation, molecular function: ATP binding; protein kinase activity.